CACGCAGGUCUUUUCGCGUUGUGCUCGGUCGGUGGUGUGUGUGUGUGUAGCGGUGCGAGGCUCGGUGGGCCUAGUGUGUGGGGUUCUCGUUUUCGGAUUCACUUAAUUCCGAGACAAAAUUAAAUUCACAGAACCCGAAUCAAAGUCGUCGGCGUUAUGCUCGCUUAAGUAACGCGUAAGAAACGGUUAACGGGCGAAACGAAUGUUUUUUAUCGACACACCGUCAUACGGAGUACCGUUCGCGCGAGAACUCGACGGCAAGCACUGGUCGCCGCACGAACGACGCUUCGAUUCUCGUCGACCGAUCUGACUGAUUUUUGGGAUCCGGUCACCGAAAACUUCCAUCAUUCCGUCAAUAACCGUGUGCCGACCCGCAGGGUGGCGAUCGUCCGAUAAGGGUUCUAUCUGCGCUAGGCUGGUAGGUCAGUCUGCUGGUGGGUGCUUGAAUAACUGCGGCAACUGGAAGUUGGCCCUGAACGCAGAGCCCCCGUGGCUUUGCUAGCACCCCCACAUUGAUCUUGUCUUAACUCGCUUCCCCACGACUCACCCAAUUCUCAUUGACAGCUGCCUCUUUGCUGCCUAGCACCUACAGAGUACCGGUUAAUUCAUCAAAAUCAUUCAAUAUGAAGGAUACACAUUUAAAUGAACGCAUCCACGUAUUAGACAACGAAUCCAACGUUAUGACCGUCAUCAAAGACAUUGCAAUGAGUGGUUUACAAGAAGAACCUUUUUACGUGUUGGAUAUAGGAGAUAUCGUACGAAAACAUCAAAUUUGGAAAGAAAAAUUGCCACGAGUUGAGCCCUAUUAUGCUGUGAAAUGUAACGACAAUUUAAUCGUAAUUGAGGUAUUAGCAGCUCUUGGUAUCGGUUUUGAUUGUGCGUCCAAGGGUGAAAUAAAUAAAGUUUUGAGUGUCGGGGUGGAUUCUUCGAGAAUUAUUUUUGCUAAUCCGGCCAAACCAGCUUCACAUAUUCGUCACGCUGCUGCAAUGAGGGUGGAAACCAUGACAGUAGACAAUGAAAACGAACUGCACAAAAUAAAGAAAUUGUUUCCAACGGCCAAGAUUGUUUUGCGAAUUCGCUGCGACGCGGAGGUGGCCCAAUGCCCGCUCGGUAUGAAGUUCGGUUGCGAUCCAUUAGACGAGGCUCCUGCUCUUUUACAUCUUGCACGUGUGCUGGGCCUCAACGUGGUGGGCAUCAGCUUCCACGUUGGAUCUGGAUGUCAAGAUCCUCCGGUGUAUUAUCGUGCUAUCCGACAUUCCAAAAUUUUGUUCGAUAAGGCUAUCGAUUUGGGUUUCAAACCUUAUCUGUUGGACAUAGGCGGUGGUUAUCCAGGUAACAAAGGCACAAGCAUCGAUAAAAUGGCAGAUACCAUCAACCAAGCGCUCGACGAAUAUUUCAAUACCGAUGCUGUUCAUGUGAUCGCCGAACCGGGCCGUUUCUACGUCGCGUCUGCAUUCACACUGGCAACAUGCAUUCACAGUAAACGUACCGUGCGCGGAGACGAUAGUUCUUCUGGUGCUAUUGCGCAUAAUAUGUAUUAUAUCAACGAUGGUGUCUACGGAUCGUUCAAUUGUCUAUUGUAUGAUCACCAACACGUAACUCCUCUUCCUCUCAAGGAUGGUUGUGGAAAGUUAAUUCCAUCGAGCAUCUGGGGUCCGACAUGCGACGGAUUAGACCAAGUUGUCGAGAAUAUCUUGUUAUACGAAAUGGAACUUGGCGAUUGGGUCCUUUUUGAAAACAUGGGUGCCUACACAUUGCCCGUUGCUUCGCCGUUUAAUGGAUUCCCAGUGCCUAAGGUGCACGUUGUUGCUGAUGAAAGCAUCUGGCUUUUAUUGAAGGAUGUUCUACCAUUGACCGAAGAUCACUUUGUCAUUGGUAAUACUCCGACUAACUUGCGACUUGGUUUGGACAUCGGAGGAAACGAUAUCGACCCAUGGAUGGACGCUGAUCAACAAAUGAACUUAGCACCGCCUGAAAUAUUAGCAGACGCUCCUAGUACUCCAUCACCUUUUAUCUUCGAUUAUGUCGAGGUGGAUCCGCUGAAUUAAUCUUGUCCAACAUCGAUGAUUAUUUUACAAGUAAUUUGAAAUUUAUUUACAUUUCCCAUCUUUGCAACUCAUAAAUUGCGAUAAAUUUGGUCUACUUUCCUCUUUUUCUCCCUUCGAUUUGAUAAUUUGAUAAAUGAUAAGUAUACAAAGGUUCAAACGGCAUAAUUUUAUAUAGGGUGUCUCGGACUCGAGUGUAUCUUCAUGCACGUGUGCAGGUAGAACUCGUUAAA
Dinoponera quadriceps is the source of this 2278-nucleotide messenger RNA. Its product is annotated as ornithine decarboxylase-like. The coding region runs from base 624 to 2048 and encodes 474 amino acids. Gene Ontology annotation, cellular component: cytoplasm. The record is from RefSeq and is a predicted model, not a curated record. The transcript has 9 exons. NCBI's taxonomy places the organism in Eukaryota, Metazoa, Arthropoda, Insecta, Hymenoptera, Formicidae. Gene Ontology annotation, molecular function: ornithine decarboxylase activity.